UUCUAGCUUUUGCUUCUUCCAUCUUCUCUGCAAAACUUUUGUAGUCUCAGAAUAUCGAUGCAAUCAUGCAAGCCUUGAGAAGACUUUUUGUCUGCUCCUUGUUAAUCUCCUUCCUAAGAAUCUCAACUACAACCGCAUUAGACACAAUCACUCCAAGUCUAUCAAUGAGAGAUGGUGAAACUCUAGUUUCAGCAGGUGGAAGCUUCGAACUGGGAUUCUUUAGCCCUGGUACAUCAAAGGGCCGAUACUUGGGAAUAUGGUACUCUGUUGAUACUAAGACAGUCGUAUGGGUAGCUAACAGAGAAACACCACUUGCCGAUUCUUCAGGAGUUUUGAAGGUCACCGAGCAAGGAGUUCUAGUCCUUCUCAAUAGCUCAAACAGCAUGGUAUGGUCAUCCAAUUCAUCAAGAACUGCAAGGAAUACAGUAUCACAACUCUUGGAUUCAGGAAACCUUGUUGUGAAAGAUGGAAAUGAAACUAACCCUGAUAACUUCUUGUGGCAGAGUUUUGAUUAUCCUUGUGACACAUUCCUACCAGAAAUGAAGCUUGGUUGGGACUUAGUUACUGGUUUAGAGAGGCAUGUCUCGUCUUGGAAGGGCACAGACGAUCCUGCUGAAGGAGAGUUUUCAAUAAGGAUGGAUCGCCGUGGUUUGCCACAAGUUGUUACUAUGAAAGGAGCUAAGAUAAUGGCUAGAGAAGGGUCAUGGAACGGCCUUUCUUUUACAGGAAAUGCAUAUCCUCAACAAGUAGCAGCACACCCAAUAUUUGGGUUAAGGUGUGUGUUUAACAAGGAUGAGGUCUAUUGUGAGUACAGGCUUCUAAACACGUCCAUGUUCUCGAGAUAUAUGGUGAAUCCAUCAGGUGUUGUGCAGCGAUUCACAUGGGUGUACCAAACACAUAGUUGGGAACUUUCCUCUACAUUCCAAGCAGAUCACUGUGAGAAUUAUGCCUUGUGUGGUGCAUAUUCUAGUUGCAAUAUCAAUGUCUCUCCCAUAUGUGCAUGCUUGAAGGGAUUUGUACCAAAAUCUCCAAAAGAUUGGAAUUCAGGAUAUUGGUCUGAUGGGUGUGUUAGAAAGAUUCCACUGGCUUGCAGCUCUGGAGAUGGCUUCCUAAAGUACACUGGGGUUAAAUUGCCAGACACAUCUUCCUCAUGGGUUGACAAAAGCAUGAGCCUCAAGGAAUGCAAUGGAUUAUGUUUGAACAACUGCUCAUGUACGGCAUAUGCAAAUUUAGAUAUCAGGGGAACUGGCUGCUUGCUGUGGUUUGGUAGCCUCAUUGACAUAAGGGAAUUCACUCCCGGUGGCGGUCAAGACCUCUACAUACGGAUUGAAGCUUCAGAACUUGAUAGAAUUGAGAGAAAGAGCACUUUCAAGAAGAAAAAGCUACCCAGAAUACUCAUCGGCUCUGCAGUUUUUCUUGUGUGGUUUAUAAUUGGAUUGAUAUUGUAUAUACGAAAGAGGAAACUCAGAAAUCAAGGAGUCAGAAAAGAUUACCUUGGAGAAGACAGGGAAGACAUGGAGUUACCAUUAUUUGAUUUGUCCACCCUAGCUAAAGCCACUAAUGACUUUUCAAGCAGCAACAAGCUGGGAGAAGGUGGUUUUGGACCUGUGUACAAGGGUACAUUGAUAGGAGGGAAAAAAAUUGCAGUGAAAAGGCUUUCGAAGAAUUCCGGACAAGGAAUUAUAGAGUUCAAAAAUGAAGUUAUACUGAUAGCAAGACUUCAGCACCGCAAUCUUGUAAAGCUCUUAGGUUGUUGCGUUCAAGAAGAGGAAAAAAUCUUGAUAUAUGAAUUCAUGCCCAACAAAAGCUUGGACUUCUUUGUUUUUGAUCAAGAAGGACAAAAAUUGCUUGACUGGCCUACGUGCUUCCACAUUAUUGGUGGAAUUGCUAGAGGGCUUCUUUAUCUUCACCAAGAUUCUAGAUUAAGGAUUAUCCAUAGAGAUUUGAAAGCUAGCAAUAUCCUGCUUGAUACUGAUAUGAACCCUAAGAUUUCAGACUUCGGCCUCGCUAAAACAUUUGAAAGUGAUCAAAGUCGGGGUAAUACAAAAAGAGUGGUUGGAACGUAUGGUUACAUGUCUCCCGAAUAUGCGGUAGAUGGAAUUUUCUCAAUGAAAUCUGAUGUCUUUAGCUUUGGAGUUAUACUGUUAGAGAUGUUGAGUAGGAAGAAGAACAGGGGAUUUUCUCAUCCAGAUCACCACCUUAAUCUUCUUGGACAUGCAUGGACAUUAUGGAUUCAAGAUAAACAACUGGAAUUGAUAGAUAAGACGUUAUAUGAUUCAUGCAACAUAUCUGAAGUGUUAAGGUGUCUUCAUGUGGGGCUGUUAUGUGUGCAAAGAGUAGCAGAAGAUAGACCAAACAUGUCAUAUGUGGUUCUAAUGUUGAGCAGUGAUAUUACUUUGCCUCCACCAAAGCAGCCUGGUUUUUACACUGAACGAAGUGUCCCUGAAUCACCAUCAAGGAAGCGCCCGUUUUCAGUGAAUUAUUUCAGCACUACAGUGAUCGAGGCUCGGUAGAUUUUUGUUCUGGGUGCUUUGUUGAUGGUUCUGUCUAUCAUCACAGAAUGUGUUUGGCAGGUUGACUUGAUGCUUGUAGUCUUCGGUGGGAGACAAUGACAUGAGACAUUAUCAUUAUUCAUGUUAUGCAAGAAAAAUGUGUUGAAUUAGAAGUUGGUUUGGAGCUUUGCUUUGCUUUGCCGUUCAUUUUCUUUUACUCUGUUCUACUCCCCCAAGGUAUGCUGUAAGUAAUGAUAUUUAACAACCAGAAAAUGUGUGAAUUGUGAAUAAUGUGUGAGACUU
Molecule: messenger RNA, 2795 nt
Organism: Prunus avium (sweet cherry)
Lineage: Eukaryota; Viridiplantae; Streptophyta; Magnoliopsida; Rosales; Rosaceae
Source: RefSeq, a predicted model, not a curated record